UCUUUAAAUUUUGAGUAUAAUUUCUGCAAGAUCUGAACUGGGUUGAGCUAGCAUCUUCUUCUUCUGAAGUGGGUCUGCUUCUCCAUGAUAUAGAGCUCUGAUCGAGUGUCUGACAGAAGCCAGCCAGCCCUUCGGCAUAGCGUAGCUCAGAAGCAAAAAUCAAAUCUCUCCAUCUCAAAAGCAACCAACAACGCCAUCAUAUUCUUCGUAUUCUUCUUCUCGCAAAGCAAAGCCCUUUAUAUAAGCCCAAAUCCAGAGCCUCCCCACUUGCUCCACUCAAACCACAGAGCACCGCACAGGCCGGCCCAUCGGAGAUUCCAUUGCCAGGCGGAACUUCUUCAAGAUGGAGAGCAGCCUGUCGUCGUCGGAGGCGAUCACCGGCCAGAUUGGGCUGGUGUGGGAGCAGGCCAAGGCGCCGGUGGUCGUGCCGGCGCUGAGGUUCCUGGUCGUCGUGUGCCUGGCAAUGUCGGUGAUGCUGUUCGUGGAGAGGGUUUAUAUGGGCAUUGUCAUAUUCCUGAUAAAGCUGUUGAGGAGAAAGCCUCAGAAGCAGUACAAAUGGGAGGCCAUGAAAGAAGAUUUGGAGCUUGGCAAUUCGGCUUUCCCCAUGGUUCUGGUUCAAAUUCCCAUGUACAAUGAGAAAGAGGUUUAUCAGCUGUCAAUUGGAGCUGCAUGUGGGCUUUCAUGGCCGUCAGAUAGGAUCAUAAUUCAAGUUCUUGAUGACUCAACAGACCCAGUAAUCAAGGAUCUGGUGGAGAGAGAGUGCCGAAGAUGGGCAAGCAAAGGAAUCAACAUGAAGUACGAGAUAAGAGACAACAGGAACGGGUACAAAGCGGGGGCUCUCAAGGAAGGAAUGAAGCACAGCUACGUCAAGCACUGCGACUAUGUCACCAUCUUCGACGCCGAUUUCCAGCCCGACCCCGAUUUCUUGUGGCGCACCAUUCCCUUUCUCGUUCACAACCCCGAGAUCGCACUCGUUCAAGCUCGCUGGAAAUUCGUUAAUGCCGAUGAAUGCUUGAUGACAAGAAUGCAGGAGAUGUCAUUGGAUUACCAUUUCACAGUAGAGCAAGAAGUUGGUUCAGCAACCCAUGCGUUCUUCGGGUUCAAUGGGACUGCCGGGGUCUGGAGAAUUUCAGCCCUCAACGAGGCUGGAGGAUGGAAGGACCGUACCACGGUGGAGGACAUGGAUCUGGCUGUCCGAGCUAGUCUUAAAGGCUGGAAGUUUGUUUAUGCCGGCGAUCUCAAGGUGAAAAAUGAAUUGCCAAGUACUUUCAAAGCCUACCGGUAUCAGCAGCACCGAUGGUCUUGUGGCCCUGCUAACCUCUUCAAGAAAAUGGCAAUGGAAAUAGUAAAGAACAAGAAAGUCUCUCUCUGGAAGAAGUUCUAUUUGAUCUACAGCUUCUUCUUUGUUAGGAAGAUUGUUGCCCACAUCGUCACCUUCGUUUUCUACUGUGUUGUCUUGCCUGCAACUGUGUUUGUCCCCGAAGUUGAGGUUCCGAAAUGGGGUGCUGUCUACAUUCCUUCUACUAUUACCCUCCUCAAUGCAGUUGGAACUCCAAGGUUUCUCUUUCAAAAUUCUUUCUCCCCAAAUUGCUUAAAUCAAAAGCAUACGUCCAAAUUUAAGCCGAACUCACAUAUUCAAUCUUGCAGGUCAUUGCAUUUACUGGUUUUCUGGAUCCUCUUCGAGAAUGUCAUGUCCUUGCAUAGAACAAAGGCUACGUUCAUAGGCCUGCUCGAGGCAGGGAGAGUUAACGAAUGGGUUGUUACCGAAAAAUUGGGGGAUGCUCUCAAGAUGAAGACAGCUGCCAAAGCAUCCAAAAAGCCUCGAAUCAGAAUUGGAGAAAGACUUCAUCUUUUGGAGCUACUUGUCGGCAUCUAUCUGUUCUCUUGUGGAUGCUAUGAUGUCGCAUUUGGGAAGACCCACUACUUCAUCUACCUCUUCCUCCAAUCGAUAGCCUUCUUUGUCGCGGGAUUUGGCUACAUUGGCACAUAUGUUCCCAACUCUUAACAGCAACGCACUUCACCUUCCAUCGCAACAAUAUAUAGAUCGAAUUCUUGAGGAGAACCUUUCAAUUCAAAUUACUAGAUAGUUGAAACAAAAAGAUUGUGAUUCUUUUUCCUUUUAAGAAUAGGAAGUGUAUGAGAGAAAGAAGGAUGUUGUUUUGGCAAAUAAGCUAUCUAGGAAGUAAGUUUACUGUAAACAAAUAUGCCACAAAUGGCCUGUGAAUCCCUUUGUAAACAUGGUGAAAAUGGAAUUCAUUGUUUGUAAUCUCUAGUUCUUUUGUUGCUCCGAGAUGAAUAAAAUGGUGCAAGGAAGAAUUACAAGGGUGUUAUGAUAUCUCUGUCUU
Messenger RNA from Diospyros lotus (date-plum), 2345 nucleotides. Its product is annotated as glucomannan 4-beta-mannosyltransferase 9-like. NCBI's taxonomy places the organism in Eukaryota, Viridiplantae, Streptophyta, Magnoliopsida, Ericales, Ebenaceae. Bases 344 to 2005 code for a protein of 553 amino acids. Gene Ontology annotation, molecular function: mannan synthase activity. The record is from RefSeq and is a predicted model, not a curated record. Gene Ontology annotation, cellular component: Golgi apparatus. The transcript is spliced from 8 exons.